Molecule: messenger RNA, 1769 nt
Organism: Chelonus insularis
Lineage: Eukaryota; Metazoa; Arthropoda; Insecta; Hymenoptera; Braconidae
Product: zwei Ig domain protein zig-8-like
Exons: 9
Coding region: 465-1457 (330 amino acids)
Biological process (GO): synapse organization
Cellular component (GO): neuron projection membrane
Source: RefSeq, a predicted model, not a curated record
AGCGCGUUGCCUUUAGUGGCAUCGACUUUACAUGUUUUCAAGCCUUCUUGUUGUUAUCACACAUCACUUGUCACUAUCAAGUCAUUUAGUGCGAUAAAUAAAAAAAAAAAGAGGUGAUGAACAAAAACAAGAUGUCAAAUCGAGUGUUAAAAAGUGGGCUAAAAUAACAAUCUAAUUUGCAUGAGUUUGAUAUAAAUUGUUGUUACCAAGUGAAAUGAUAAAGAGACUAGUUGUUAAAAGGCAUUAGUAUGGUGUCUUUGUUUUCUUUAUUUUGUUUACAUUGAGGAUGAGUUUCUCCAAAGGGGUUUGAAUCGAUAUUCAAGACAGAAGCUUUUAGAACACUCGAAUAAUAUGCUGGAAUUGUUGUAGUUAACAGGCGUUCAUCGCUAAUUAAAAAUGAUGACUAAAAAAAAACCACAAACCCGCGGAUGGGGCUAGAUAACAUAGAUCACCUUUGAGCAGUCAUGUGGCGUAAGCAGUUUCUGAUGUGCUGCUGGUUCACCCUGCUGUCAGCAUCGCAAUCUCAUUCAGUUACAGAAUUAUCAACAACAGAAUCAACCACUACAACAUCUACAAAGACAGCCAAAGUAACAACCACUGCUAAACGCUCUAUUCCAACGGAUUCACCAAUGCUCAACUACAUAUUUGAUAUCCACAGUACACUAAACAAACAUCAACAUCACAGAGAUAAUCGUUGGGGUCCUCACUUUGAAGGAGAGAGUCAGAAUGUAACAGCUCAAGCUGGCGCAACAGUUAUGCUUGACUGUAAAAUAUCAUUACUUCAAGGGAAAACUGUAUCUUGGUUACGAAGACAUGAGGAUGGUGAAAAAAUGACACUUCUUACUUACGGUCAACAAACUUACACUGGUGAUCCUAGAUACAUGGUUGACUUCCAAUAUCCUGAUAACUGGCGCCUGAAAAUAAAAAGUGUAAACAGUAGUGAUGAAGGCCAAUAUGAAUGUCAAAUAAGCACACAUCCGCCAAUGACAAUUGUCGUUAAUCUUCACAUUAAUGCACCCUCGGUACAAAUUGUGGACGCAAUGGGGGAACCACUGAGAGACAAGUAUUACGAAGCGGACAGCACUAUAGAACUGUUGUGUGUAGUUCGACACAUGGCAAUGCAAGUACAAUACAGUGUGGUUCAGUGGCUUCAUGGCAAUAGGAUUUUAAAUUAUGAUACUACCAGAGGUGGAAUUAGUGUGAAGACAGACUUGAUGGAUGUUGGUGCAAAUUCAACGUUGAGUAUAGCAAGAGUGGGACCAGCCGACAGUGGUAAUUACACAUGUGUUCUCACUACCAUGCCAGAUCAGCCUGCAAUUGUCCAUGUUCAUGUACUAAACGGAGAAAGUCUAGCCGAGUUACAUCAUGGCACAGCAAACGUGCAAACAGUCCAGGACACCUAUCCACUAGUUUUCUUUGGUUUUAUCCUGGCACAACUGCUCUUAGUACCGAGAUGAAGAAUCGUCAAUACCAACAAUUCUAUUGUAAAGACGAUAAAAAAAAGUGACAGUCUAUAGAACGAUUGAAGUGAACAAAUCAUCAUUCUUAUAUCAUUAAAUAAUUGAUAAAAGUGUAUUCGUGAAAGACAAUUUACGGAUGUUUGAGUAAUUUAUAUAUUUAUCGGGAAAAAAUAUCUAUCAAUGAUAAAAAUUGAUGAUGUGAUUAUUACAUUCAUAAUUCAAUAUCGUCAUCACCAAAAAAAUAUAUGCGAAUUUUGUAAAAAAAAAUUACCUAAUUGAGUUAUCGAAUUGUUUAAUUGUUCUGUUUUU